Messenger RNA from Chlorella variabilis, 612 nucleotides. RefSeq lists its product as hypothetical. Bases 1 to 612 code for a protein of 203 amino acids. Gene Ontology annotation, molecular function: DNA-directed RNA polymerase activity; DNA binding. Gene Ontology annotation, cellular component: RNA polymerase III complex; RNA polymerase II, core complex; RNA polymerase I complex. Gene Ontology annotation, biological process: DNA-templated transcription. NCBI's taxonomy places the organism in Eukaryota, Viridiplantae, Chlorophyta, Trebouxiophyceae, Chlorellales, Chlorellaceae. The transcript is spliced from 8 exons. The record is from RefSeq and is a predicted model, not a curated record.
AUGGACCUGCGCAACAUCCGCCGCACCUGCCUGGAGAUGCUGCGGGACCGUGGGUACCAGAUCGACAAGGAGGAUGUGGAGAUGAGCGGGAGAAAGUUUGUGGAGAAGUUUGCCACAGAGCCCGACCCCGAGAACGUGCGGCGCGACGCCAUCACCAUCCUCGCAUCCAAGGCGGAUGACCCCACACACCAAGCCUUCGUCUUCUUUUUCGAGGACCCGAAGCUGGGGGUGAAGGCCAUCAAAGCGGUGGCGGUACGCAUGCGGGACGAAAGGGUGCCGCGCUCCAUCCUCGUGUUGCAGGACAAGCUAACGCCGUUUGCCAAGCAGUGCAUCCAGGAGAUGUCGGCCAAGUUUGCCAUUGAGGUGUUUGCCGAGGGUGAGCUGCGUGUGAACAUCACCCGGCACAGCAUGGUGCCGCAGCACCAGGUGCUGAGCCGGCUGGACAAGGCGGCGCUGCUGGAGCGGUACAAGGUCAAGGACACCCAGCUGCCGCGCAUCCAGCACCAGGACCCGGUGGCCCGGUACCUGGGCCUGGAGCGCGGCCAGGUGGUGCGCAUCGUGCGCGGGUCGGAGACCGCGGGGCGCUACGUCACCUACCGCCUCUGUGUGUGA